Molecule: messenger RNA, 3443 nt
Organism: Boleophthalmus pectinirostris (great blue-spotted mudskipper)
Lineage: Eukaryota; Metazoa; Chordata; Actinopteri; Gobiiformes; Gobiidae
Gene: rfx4
Product: regulatory factor X, 4
Exons: 20
Coding region: 1-2610 (869 amino acids)
Biological process (GO): regulation of transcription by RNA polymerase II
Molecular function (GO): RNA polymerase II cis-regulatory region sequence-specific DNA binding; DNA-binding transcription factor activity, RNA polymerase II-specific
Source: RefSeq, a predicted model, not a curated record
AUGUCCCAGAGGGAGGAGCUCGGGGGAGGAUCUGGCUGGAGGGACGGUGUCUCUGGGCUGGUCUGGGGACACCCUGAGGUCCCAGCAGAGGAGCAGGAGGAAGUGUCUGGGUUCCCCUCAUCCUCAGGGACGGCCGGUGGUCACAGAGAGAGCGAGGAGAAGGAGCGAGGAGAAGGAGCGAGGAGAAGGAGCGAGGAGAAGGAGCCAGGGACUCGGGGGCAGAGAGCAGGGCGAGCCGGGCGAGCCGUGGGGGGGAGCCUUACGCCCGCGUCUGGGUGGUUUUCUCGGAGCGAGCGGGCGUCGUGGAUGGGAGAGGAUGCACUGUGGGCUGCUGGAGGAGCCGGACAUGGAAUCCACAGAUUUAAAGUGAGGCUGAAGCUGAAGCUGAUCAGGCCUGCUCAUUAUUCCUCGGCCGUGCAUCGUCUGAAAGCGUCUCUCAGUCAGAAACCGAGCAAAAGGAAAGAGGACAAGAGUUGGAUCGAGCGGUGCCUCAGUGAAAGUGAAACCAAACGUUACUCGAGUCACACGUCUCUGGGAAACACGUCCACAGACGAACACGAAGAGAAAGAAAAUAACAGAGCAUCUAAACCACACUCCACACCCGCCACGCUCGAAUGGUUGGAGGAUAACUACGAGAUCGCGGAGGGCGUGUGUAUUCCUCGUAGCGCCCUCUACAUGCACUACCUGGACUUCAGCGAGAAACACGACAUGCAGCCGGUCAACGCCGCCAGCUUCGGAAAGAUCAUACGGCAGCAGUUUCCAGCGUUAACAACCAGACGCCUGGGGACAAGAGGACAGUCAAAGUAUCACUACUAUGGAAUCGCGGUGAAGGAAUCGUCCCAAUAUUACGACGUGAUGUACUCGAAAAAAGGCGCCGCUUGGGUGAACGAGACGGGCAAGAAAGAAGUGACCAAACAGACAGUGGCGUAUUCACCGCGAUCCAAACUCGGGACCCUUCUGCCAGAGUUCCCAAAUGUCAAAGACCUAAAUCUGCCGGCCAGCCUGCCAGAGGAGAGGGUGUCCACCUUCAUCAUGAUGUACCGAACACACUGUCAGAGGAUACUGGACACUGUCAUCAGAGCCAAUUUUGAUGAGGUCCAGAGUUUUCUGCUGCACUUUUGGCAGGGCAUGCCGCCGCACAUGCUGCCCGUGCUGGGGUCGCCCACCGUGGUCAACAUCGUGGGCGUCUGUGACUCCAUUUUGUACAAGGCCAUUUCUGGAGUGCUCAUGCCCACGGUGCUUCAAGCUCUGCCCGACAGUUUGACUCAGGUUAUACGGAAAUUUGCCAAACAACUGGACGAGUGGCUUAAAAUCGCACUUCACGACCUCCCGGAAAACCUGAGGAAUAUCAAAUUUGAAUUGUCCAGGAGGUUUUCUCAGAUCUUAAAGCGGCAAACAUCUCUGAAUCACCUAUGCCAGGCGUCCCGGACAGUGAUAAACAGCGCGGACAUCACGUUCCAGAUGUUGGAGGACUGGAGGAACGUGGACCUGAGCAGCAUCACGAAGCAGACGCUCUACACGAUGGAGGACUCCCAGGACGAGCACCGGCUCCUCAUCAUUCACUUGUAUCAGGAGUUUGACCGUUUGCUGGAGGAACAGUCUCCCAUCGAGUCGUACAUCGACUGGCUCGACUCCAUGGUGGAUCGCUGCGUCGUCAAGGUGGCAUUGAAGAGGCCCGGCUGCUUGAAGAAGGUGGCCCAACAGUUCCUGCUGAUGUGGUCGUGUUUCGGGACCAGAGUCAUUCGGGACAUGACGCUCCACAGCGCCCCCAGCUUCGGUUCCUUCCACUUGAUCCACCUCAUGUUUGACGACUACGUGCUUUACCUGAUGGAGUCUCUGCACUGUCAGGAGCGAGCCAACGACCUGAUGCGAGCCAUGAAGGGCGGCGCCACAGAGGACGACUUCUCCCUCACAGAGACCACCCCGCCCCCCCCCCCCUCCCCGGGCUCCUACUCCCCCGCCCGCUCCGUCCAUUCCGCGGGCGUGUCCUCGGCCGGCUCCCCCUCCCCCGAGUACCCGGGCGUACCCACGACCACAGGCGCUGUUCAGUCAUAUACCUGGUCCCUUACCUACACAGUGACCACAGCCGGAGCCUCGGCUGCAGACGCCGGACACCAGCUGCCCUGCAUGAGGAGCGGCGCCCAGGCCCCGCCCCCGACCUCUGCCCACCGAGUGCCCGUCUACAGAGAGGAGCACGGGUACACGGGGAGUUACAACUAUGGAGGUUACACCAACCAGCAUCCUCACGCGCUGCAGGGCCAGUACACGAGUCUGGGACAUGAGUCUGCGAUCGGCUCGCCCCUGCACUACUCCACCUACCACCGCUCCUCUGCACAGUACCAGCUCAACGGGCAGAUGUCCAGGAUGGAGCCCUGUCUCAUGGGCAGUACCCCUCGUUUGCACCCGGCACCUGUCGCCCCCCGGUGGCCAGACGUGUCUCCGGUGAACAGCUGUUACUCCAGCCCACCUAUGCAUUCUUCACGCUACGCUGCGUCUGGAGACAUGUACCCCUCCAUCGGCUCCCGCAGGAACACUGAGUACGAACACGCACAACACUUCCCAGGAUUUGCCUACAUCAACGGAGAAGCCACGACCGGCUGGGCCAAAUGACCGCGACCCGCCGGGCCGAAUGACCGCGACCCGCCGGGCCGAAUGACCGCGACCCGCCGGGCCGAAUGACCGCGACCCGCCGGGCCGAAUGACCGCGACCCGCCGGGCCGAAUGACCACUGGACUUCAGCAGAAGAAGAAUAAAGCCGAGUGAAGCAGGAGUGUGGUGGACACGAGCACGAGCUCGAUCAGGAAAGAUGAAAUGAACAAAAAUAUGACUUUAAUGAUUUUUGGACCAAUUAAAUAAAUGAUAAAGAUCGUCCAAACCUGCAGCAAAGAGAGAGAAGAACUGCUGCUGCCGAGAUGUGCCUUUGAGUUUCAGAAUGUCCCUGUGAGACCACAGACCGCAGACCACAGACGACAGACCAGAUACCACAGACCGCAGACCACAGACCAGAUACUGUAGACCACAGACCAGAUACCACAGACCGCAGACGACAGACCGCAGACCACAGACGACAGACCAGAUACCACAGACCGCAGACCACAGACGACAGACCAGAUACCACAGACCGCAGACCACAGACCAGAUACUGUAGACCACAGACCAGAUACCACAGACCGCAGACGACAGACCAGAUACUGUAGACCACAGACCGCAGACCAGAUACCACAGACCGCAGACCAGAUACUGUAGACCACAGACCAGAUACCACAGACCGCAGACGACAGACCAGAUACUGUAGACCACAGACCGCAGACCAGAUACCACAGACCACAGACCGCAGACCAGAUACCACAGACCGCAGACCACAGACCAGAUACUGUAGACCACAGACCAGAUACCACAGACCGCAGACGACAGACCGCAGACCACAGACCAGAUACCGUAGA